This is a messenger RNA of Desarmillaria tabescens, 1348 nucleotides long. RefSeq lists its product as uncharacterized. Gene Ontology annotation, biological process: mRNA alternative polyadenylation. Bases 151 to 1083 code for a protein of 310 amino acids. NCBI's taxonomy places the organism in Eukaryota, Fungi, Basidiomycota, Agaricomycetes, Agaricales, Physalacriaceae. Gene Ontology annotation, molecular function: mRNA binding. The transcript is spliced from 7 exons. Gene Ontology annotation, cellular component: mRNA cleavage and polyadenylation specificity factor complex. The record is from RefSeq and is a predicted model, not a curated record.
CGCCACAGUUCUCAUGUUUUCGUAGAGCCCUGUAUCCGCGUCUGUUGUCUUCAUUGAAAAUCAUAAUUCUCCUUGAUUAGCGCUUAAGACUCGUUAAAUUUGUAUCGCUUCGCAAGAAUUCGUUGUUUGAGUCUACAACAUUCCUAAACCAUGGCCGAGGACGACUUUGACAUCUACGGAGAGGAACAACGGGGUGUUGAAAAAGUGAACCAAGAUAACAAGCUGUUAACAUCCUCGCCCGAUCCCAAGACGGGUGAAAAACGACAGAGAGAGGAUGACUCGCUCGAGGAACACCAGAGUAGACCUCCCACAUCGCGGCCCAACAUUCAGAAUGGAAGCGGCGCGACCGGGGCCGGAGGGAGCGGCAUGGGUGACGCGCUGUAUCUUAGUGACUUGCAAUGGUGGACUACCGAUGAAGACCUUCGGCAGAUUGCAUUGAACGUCGGAGUCUCUCUUGAUCACAAAGACAUCACUUUUUCUGAGCAUAAAGUUAAUGGGAAAAGUAAAGGACUCGCUUAUGUGGAAUGCGGAAACUACGAAAACGCUAAUGCUAUCAAGAACUGGUUCGACAACAACGACUUCCAAAACCGUCGGGCGACCGCUACCAUAGGAUCGUCGAGUAACGGCAAUCCAUAUCGUACACUGCCAAAAGAGCCUCCUCCGCGUGACAACCGCGUUCCGCAACAGCCGCAACAGCAGACUGCGGGAAACGUUGGCGUGGGUGCCGGCCGCGGUGGCAGUGCGAACUUCCGUGGAGGCAUGAUGAGCGGGGGUGUCAUGCGCGGCGGCAUGGCGGGCGGGAUGAUGCGCGGUGGAAUGCCUAUGAACAUGCCGAACAUGGGUAUGAACAUGAAUAUGGGUAUGGGAGGCGGCUACAUGGGCGGUGGAUUUGGUGGUCGCGGAGGCAACAUGAUGCCUCGCGGUGGAGGUAUGAUGCGAGGCAUGAUGGGCGGUAUGGGUAUGGGAAUGAUGAAUACCCACCAACGUGGUGGAGGCCCUGGCGCCAUCGGCCACAUCAAUCCAGCGUUCAUGCAAGGCAACAUUCCGGACGGGCCAAGGAAAAGGGCAAGAUUGGACGGAUAGCAAGGUGUCGGGUUGUGAUGCAUUUACCAGGCUUUUUGUUUCUCAUACAUCAGUGCUGCUUUGACUGCUGCUGCUCUUUACAUUAUCUACUCGCUGUUUAUCCUCGUUGUGCAUAGGUACCUUAUAGUUAAAUCAGUAAUACAGUGAUUACUUCUCUCACGUAUGGUUGCAGAGAAUAUGUUAAGUUCUAGAGAUACCACGUAUUGUACUUGAAACCUGAUGCAUGAUGUUCGUAAACUGAGUCACACCACUAAUACGGAAAUCG